Melospiza georgiana is the source of this 3641-nucleotide messenger RNA. RefSeq names its product microtubule-actin cross-linking factor 1, isoforms 6/7-like. The transcript has 20 exons. The record is from RefSeq and is a predicted model, not a curated record. The coding region runs from base 28 to 3180 and encodes 1050 amino acids. Lineage: Eukaryota; Metazoa; Chordata; Aves; Passeriformes; Passerellidae. Gene Ontology annotation, cellular component: focal adhesion; cytoplasm; intermediate filament. Gene Ontology annotation, biological process: cytoplasmic microtubule organization; intermediate filament cytoskeleton organization; wound healing. Gene Ontology annotation, molecular function: structural molecule activity; microtubule binding.
GAGGAGGCCCAGCUGACACAGGAGAAGAUGGAGUCGCUGAGGAUGCGCUACCUCAUCGUGGGCCAGAGCAGCGCUGACACCGCUCACCGGCUGGGGCAGACCCUGGAGGCCUCGUCUCGCCUGGGCACGGCCCCUGAGGACCUGGCACUGUGGCUGAGCCGCAUGGAGAAGGAGCUGGGCGAGCAGGAGAGCCAGCAGGAUGGCCAGGAGCCCUCGGUCACUGCCAGUGACAGGGAGAAGUUUGAGCAGGUCCUGGAGUCCCAGCUCAGCCGCGUGGCCGGGCUGGGUGAGCGGCUGGAGGAGAUUGGCCGGGUGCAGCUGGAUGCUGAGGCUCUCCGCUCGCAGCUCUCCGAGCAGAAGCUGCUCUCUGCCGAGAUCCUGCACUGCCGGGGCCUCAUUGAGCGUCUGCUGGGCUUCUCGGAGCCACUGCUGCGCUGCUGCCCUGAGCCCCUGCGGCAGCGCCUUCAGCCGUUGGUGCAGGAGCUGCGGGAGCGCACGGAGCAGCUGUCCCUGCGCAGCGGCGCCUGUGCCGUGCAGCUGGAGCACGCCCAGUCCCUGCUCACCCAGUUCUCUGAGGCCCUCGAGGAGCUGCUGCCCUGGCUGGAGGAGACGCAGGCCCUGGGGGUGCAGCUCUCGCCCAACGCCAUCAGCUACGAGGCCUUCAAGGAGCAGCAGGCACUGCUGCAGAGCCUGCGGGAGGCCAUCGCCGAGCACCGGCCGCUGGUGGGGAAGCUGCAGCGUGUGUCGGCGCAGCUGCUGGACCUGAGCCCCGAGCAGGGAGCCCCGUUCCAGCGGCGCUGGCAGGAGCUGGAGGAGCAGUAUGGCCACAUCCGCGAGCGCGUGCGCCAGGCGGCGACUCUGCUGGAGGAUGCCCUGCCGCGAUACAGCCAGCUGUCAGAGCGCAUGGACCUGCUGCUGGAGUGCCUGGAGCGGCUGCAGAGCCGGCUGCAGAGCCAGCCCCCCAUCCGUGGCGAUGCGGCCCAUCUGAGGGAGCAGAUCCGGGAGAACAGCCUGGCCCUGGGCGAGCUGGAGAAGCUCGGGGUGGCCCUGGAGGGGAUCCGAGCACAGGGCGAGGAGCUGCUGGCCACCGUGCAGGCGGUCAGCUCCGACGCUGCGGACAGAGGGAUCCAGGAGCGCACCGAGCAGCUGCUGUCACUGUGGGGCUGCCUGCACGGCCGCUGCCAGGAGCGGGAGCGGUGGCUUCGGGAGCUGCUGGCACUGGCUGAGCGCUUCUGGCAUGGCCUGUCUGAGCUGGCUGUGGUGCUCAGUGACACCCAGCAGCUCGUGCUGGGCCUGGAGGAGGCUGGUGGUGAGCCCGAGGCCAUCCGCACGCGGCUGCGCACCAUGCAGGCUCUGCGGGAGGACAUUGACGCGCUGCAGGGCGAGCUGGACACGCUGGGCAGCCUGGGCGUGGAGCUGAUGGCAUCCUGUGGGGACCCUGACAAACCUGAUGUCACCAAGAGCCUGGACGAUCUCUACUCCUCCUGGCACAGCCUGAGCCGGGUGUGGACGGAGCGGAACGGGCGCCUCGAGGAGCAGCUCCAGGCCGCCCUCAGCUACCAGGACACCAUGCAGCGGCUGCUGGAGUGGCUGGACGCGGCCGAGCUGCGCAUCGCCGAGGAGUUCCUGGUGGGCGGCGACCUGGACAUGGUGCAGCAGCAGCUGGCCGAGCUCAAGGAGUUCAAGCGGGAGCUGUACCAGUGCAAGGUGGACGUGGAGAGCCUGCGGCACCAGGGGGCCACAGGGCAGGGGGACCCCCCGGCCACGCUCUGCGACUUCCGCCAGCGCUGGGACCACCUGGAGGAGGAGAUUGUCAGCAGACAGCACCAGCUGGAGGCGGCGCUGCUGGGGCUGGGGCAGUUCCACACGCAGCUGGCCGAGCUGCUGCAGUGGCUGAGCCGCACCGGGGAGCAGCUGCGCGGCCCCGCGCCCCUGCGGCCCGACCUGCAGAGCUGCGAGAUCGAGCUGGCCAAGCACAAGGUGCUGCGCACCGACGUGAUGUCGCACGCCCGCACGGUGCAGUCGGUGACCGAGGCUGGGCAGGGGCUGCUGCUCUCCAGCCUGGGCGAGAGCGUGGAGGGGCUGCAGCGCAGCCUGCAGCAGCUGGAGCAGCACUGGGAGCUGGUGCGCAGUGAGACCGAGAGCCGGCAGCUGGAGCUGGAGAACAACCUCAGCCAGGUGCAGGACAUCACGCUGGAGAUCACGGAGCUGCUGCAGUGGCUGGAGCAGGUGGAGCUGCAGCUCUUCUGCUCCAAGCCGGCCUGGGGCCACCCGGAUGCCACCAAAGAGAAGCUGAACGCACACCUGGAGCUGUGCCGGGAGCUGGAGGCGCGGGCCGGUUCCUACCGGGGGCUGCGGGAGCGGCUGCAGCGGCUGCUGGACUCGUGCCGCGCCGGCCGGCCCUGCAGCACCGAACACAGCCUGCGCCUGCUGGAGCAGAAGUGGGACAGCGUCCAGGCCGAGGCCCAGGAGAGGAAGGAGCGCCUGGCCGAGGGGCUGACGGUCAGCACCGAGUUCCACGGCUCGGCGCAGGAGCUGCUGCGCUGGGUGGCCCACGCCGAGGAGCUGCUGGGGUCCCCUGCGCCCCCCAGCUUCGUCCUGGACACCGUCACCGCGCAGAUCCAGGAGCACAAGGCCCUGGUGAAGGAGGCGAACGCGCACGGGGAGAAGCUGGGCGGCCUGGAGGCCGUGGCCGCGCGCCUCAAGGAUUUCAGUCGGAAGCAGGACGGGGCCGUCAUCCAGAACCUGGUGCUGGCAGCCCGGGAGAGGCUGGGCAAGGUCCUGCAGCGGGCAGCAGAGAGGGGAGCCGUGCUGGAGGAGGCCCGGAAACGCAGCAAGCAGUUCAGCGAGUCCCGGCGGCUGCUCCUGGACUGGAUGGACGAGGUGGAGCAGAGCCUGGAGGAGCCUCAGGACGCGGCCACCAGCCAGGAGGAGAUCAAGUGCCAGCUGGCUGAGCACAAGGCGUUCCAGAAGGUGCUGCGGGCCAAGCGCCCGGUGUACGAGGCCACGCUGCGGAGCGGGCGGGCGCUGCGGGAGGGGGCGCGGCUGCCCCAGGACCUGCAGCCGCUGGAGGAGCUGCUGGGGGAGCUGAAGGAGCGCUGGGACGCGCUGUGCAGCCACGCCGCGGAGAGGCAGCACAAGCUGGAGGAGAACCUGCUCAGGACCCAUCCAUUCCCAUAGCAGCCCUGCCCUCACUGUGUGGUGGCUCUGUGGUGACCCCAGGGGUGCCCACACUGCCCUGUGCCCGCAGGCAGCACAAGCUGGAUGAGAGCCUGUUCAGGAUCCAGCCCAGUCCAUAAUAGCCCUGCCAGGACCCUGUGGUGGUUCUGGGGUUCCUCUUUGGGGUACCCACACCGCCCUGUGCCCCCGGCAGGCAGCACAAGCUGGAGGAGAACCCGCACAGGACCCAUCCCUGUCCAUAAUGACAAUGCCACGACCCUGUGGUGGCUCUGGGGUGACCCCACAGGAUGCCCUCAGGUGCCCACGCUGCCCUGUGCCCCUGGCAGGCAGCACAAGCUGGAGGAGAACCUGCUCAGGAUCCAUCCCAGUCCAUAGUGGUCCCACCAGGACCCAUGCCAGCCCAUAAUGGCUGUGCCAGCUCUGUAUGGCGGCUCUGGGGUUCCUCUUUGGGGUGCCCCCGG